This is a messenger RNA of Lactuca sativa (garden lettuce), 357 nucleotides long. NCBI's taxonomy places the organism in Eukaryota, Viridiplantae, Streptophyta, Magnoliopsida, Asterales, Asteraceae. The record is from RefSeq and is a predicted model, not a curated record.
AUGGGUGGGGGUGGUAGUGGUGGUGGCGAUGGUAGGUGGUGGUUGCAGGGGGUGGUAGUAAUGGUUGAUGUUUGUGGUGGUGGAGGUAGGCGGUGGCGACGACAUUGGGGUGGUAGUGGUGGUGGUGGUGGCGAUGGUAGGUGGUGGUUGCAGGUGGUGGUGGUGGUAGUAAUGGUUGGUGUUUGUGGUGGUGGUGGUGGAGUGGUUGGUGGUGGAGACUGUAGUUGUGGUGGUGGCGGUAGUGGUAACGAUGGUGGUGGCGAUGGUGGUAGCAGUAGUGGUGGUGAUGGUGGUAGCGGUGACAAGUGGUGGCGGUGGAUGGUGGUAGUGACGGCAGGUGAUUGUGGUGUUUGUUAA